Messenger RNA from Danio aesculapii, 1846 nucleotides. It is a transcript of the gene litafd, whose product is annotated as Lipopolysaccharide-induced tumor necrosis factor-alpha factor homolog-like. The record is from RefSeq and is a predicted model, not a curated record. Gene Ontology annotation, molecular function: zinc ion binding. The coding region runs from base 116 to 565 and encodes 149 amino acids. The transcript has 5 exons. NCBI's taxonomy places the organism in Eukaryota, Metazoa, Chordata, Actinopteri, Cypriniformes, Danionidae.
GCGGAGCAGCUGAGUGACUAUGAAAAGCUUGUUAAACGCUAUAGAAACUGGUUUCAGACUAACCAUCAGCAACAGUCUCAACGGGACAGCAGUUUAAAGCCAAGCCAAAGACAGUAUGAGUGCUGACGGAACUGGGACUCCCCCUCCGUAUACUAUACCAGUAGAGGAUGGCAAGGGCUCCAAUGUGAAGGUUUACCAUGUGCACACUCCAUUCACCCCACAGAGCUCCACUAUUGGAGCUUCUCAUGCCCAGGUGGCGUCAUCCAGACCUGUUCAGUCUCAAUCAACUGAAGCCAGAAACAAGUAUGUCAGCUACGAGUCAUAUGAACUUGGUCGCAAACCAGCAAUGGCCACCUGCACGUCCUGUCAACAGCAGGUCUUAACCAAUGUCACCUACAAAGUGGGAGUUUACGCCUGGUUGAUGUGCAUACUCAUAUUCUUUUGCGGGUUUGUUUUGGGCUGCUGUCUGAUCCCGUUUUUUAUGAAGUUUUUCAAAGACGCCUAUCACUCGUGCCCAAGAUGCAACAAGAUCUUGCACAUCGAAAAGAAGCGAUGCUGCCACUGAUCUAUAACAGACAUCAGUGGAUGCUGCUCAGUUUAACACUUCUCACAUUUGUGUGGCACCUUACUCAUCUAUAUGAAGGACUGGACUUUCAGACCAACACAGAUGUCAUCUAGUACAAACAUACUUGUAUAAACUAAUGCUCUGCAACUAUGAAGCUUUUGGUGUUCAUCUGGUUUUAAGCCUAUAACGGACUCAGGGUUAGGGGUUCAGAGGGUCAAGGUUUUUAUGAAACCAAAAAUGUGCACACAUCAUGCAUAACAUGAUGUUAUGUAAAUAUAAUAUAAUAUAUAUAUCAUUUGUUUAAUAACUGCACCAUGUAAUACAGUUGUUUUUAUCUAGUUGCCUCAGUCUUAAAAUCAUAACAAAUCAAGCAUUAUAAUAGCCGGUCAUACUUUACAAUUUUGUAUUAUAGUUUAUGUGUUUACUAACACGAACAAACAAUGAACAAUACACUUGUAACAGUAUUUUUGUCAUAUUUGUAAUGUCGUUGUCAGUUUGUAUUAACCCUUUAAGAUGCACUACUUGAAAAUAAAGUUUUUGGCCCACAUCUUGUAUUGAAUAAUAUACUGACACAACUCUGAUAAAUAGUAAUAAUCCAUUAAAAUAAUAAUGAUAACCUAUAGAUAAAAGAUAAACCAAGUGACUAUGAUGUCUGUUAAAGGGUCAACUUAAAAUCUAACUAAUGAUAAUAAGCAUGAAUUAAGAUUUUAAUGAUGCAUUGGUAAAUGAUGUACUAGUCUUGUUCAUUCCUAGUUUAUGUUAGUAAAUACAUUAACUAACGAAACCUAGAUUUUUUGUUUGUUUGUUCGUUUGUUUUAGCUUUACAGUAAGGUUUCCACUCUUCUCCUUUUUUCCUCCCCUUUUUAAGAACUAGAAUUUCCAUUGUCUUAGGAAUAACCUCAGAAUAUGAGGUGACUUUGUUUAAUAGUGUUAUUUCUAGAUCUGGAAAGGUCAUUGAUAUUACAUGAACUCCAUGGGCGUUAAGAAUACAAGUUUUAUAAUCUAAAUUAAAUGUAAAAAUCAUAGUCCAUUACAUAUUACAAACCAGUCACUGAAAGCAAUGGGGGCCUUUGAAAUUUUUGAGAAAUCAAAAAGAUUAACUUCAAUGUUUACAUUUUAAAUGACCAUACUGCCAAAGCACAUUUGUUUCUUUUAAGCACAUUUUUACCUCUGUAAAAAGUCUCUGUAGAACUCUACAAUAAUGUCUAAAAUACCAUUUGUGCAUCUAAAUGCAACCAUUGUUACAAUAAAACUGAAACAUAUCUGUGCAAUACCCUAAAA